AUGUACCUCUACACGCCGACCGACGCCCGGUCCUUCUUCGAGGAAGCGACGUUCAGGCAGCACUGGCCAACGGUCGACGGACUGUUCGUGCCAGGCAGGAACCUGCUCAAAAACAAGGAGUGUACUGUCAUCGCGAAGGCCAGCGAUCGUGGCAACGUGAUCAGAGCGGAAACACUAGCCGCCGUCAUUCGACUGAAUGAUUUCAUAGCGAACGAUAUGAAGGUAAUGCGCUGUCGUCGGUAGCU
Molecule: messenger RNA, 245 nt
Organism: Soboliphyme baturini
Lineage: Eukaryota; Metazoa; Nematoda; Enoplea; Dioctophymatida; Soboliphymatidae
Source: the annotation of a GenBank genome assembly